Molecule: messenger RNA, 1275 nt
Organism: Eurytemora carolleeae
Lineage: Eukaryota; Metazoa; Arthropoda; Copepoda; Calanoida; Temoridae
Exons: 11
Coding region: 490-1134 (214 amino acids)
Source: RefSeq, a predicted model, not a curated record
UAAUAUGUCAACCAGUAAUUUGAACAUACACUGUAGUUUGGAUAUAAGCCUUUGAAUAAUCUUGCAGCCUUCGAAUUUCUAUUGGUCUUGAGUACUAACUGGGCACUUGAUCAAGUGAACCCUGAUUGGAUCAGACGCUACUAGAUAUUUGAAACUUCCGUGCAUAGUUUAUAAAUCUCCUUUGUUUUCAAUGAUUACUACUCAUAUUGAAGAAUAAUCGAGUUAAAAGCAAAAUUGCUUUAAAUUAUAAUAUAUGUAAACGGGAUAAGCUUGCUUUUUUAUACUUUUUAAAUGAGAAAAAUAAAAACUACAGGAGCACAAAGUCAUACUAGUAAUAUCGAGUUUGCACUUGUCCUUUACACAGAGCAUACUAAACAAUGAAGUUUAAUAAUAUUACAAGAAAAGAACAGGGGUGUUAAUGUUUCAACUAGGAUUUGUAAAUCUAUGAAUCAGGACUAUUAUUGAUCUAAUACAUCUUUGUAUUUCAGCAUGAUGGUUUUAUCAAGAGUUUUCCUCACAUUUUUUCUAGUUUGUGGAGUUUGGGCUGGAAAUGAGACAUUUAAGAAAACAAAAUUGGACAAAGAUGCAUUUAUCCAGCUGGUUGAACCUAUGGUGUUACAGACAGAAAUCAUGUGUUCAGUUGAAUGUCUGCUAUUGGAUGAUUGUACUGCAUUUACUUUCGAGGAGAGCAUCUGUAGGGUCGGAUAUAUUGAUUGUGCUUCGGGGAAACAGAACUCAUUAUUAUAUUUAUUUCUACUCUCUUCUCUACAUGUAGUUGAUGGUUGUCCUAUCUGCUUUACCAGGUCAGCUGGUAUCUGCUGGAUGAGAACCAGUUCCGGGAUAAAGAAAACAUGGCAGGGAAUGGUGAAUUUUUGUGAAUCUGUUCACAGUUUUAUACCUAUGCCAACCAACCAAGAUAUGAUCAACACAAUUCUAAGUAUUACAAACUCUGAACCUGUUUGGUUGGGAUCCAAAAAUGUAAUGAAGACAAUGACUGGUAAAUGGUUGGAUGGUUCUGAAUAUGCACUCAACAAUGGAAAGAGGGCUCAGAAGAACUGUAUUUAUAUGGACUCCAGUUUGGAUGACCAGAACUGUGCUAAUGUGUUACCAGGGAUAUGUGUCAAACCACAAUAGAGUUCUCUUCAUAAAAAGCAUGGAUACAUGUUGACUCUGCAUGUAUGACUGCAGGAAAAAAAUGGAAUAAAUUGAAAAAAAAUAAUCUUGUAUUAAUUUGCAGUAUAAUGAUGUUUAAUGAAUAAAUACCAACAAUUUGGU